CAAAAAUCUAACGUUUUCUUUAGCUGUGCUUACUGCAAAAAUUAUUCGUGAAUUUAACUGAAUUAUUUACUUUAUCAAAAAUUUUUUGGAUCCAAAAAAUAUUUGUUAAAUUGACAAAAGAAAUUAAAUUUCUCGGAAUAAGGACUAUUCUUUUAACGCAAAAAUUUUUGUAUGCUCCAACUAUGAAAAAAAAGUUGAUUAAACCAAGAGAAAAAUUUCUUGUUUCUAGACAACGGCAAUAGGAGUAGUUCGGUGCUCGCCACUAGACAGCGCCUACCAUUUGUAGUGUCCCUGGUAAGAUACUUAUUUCAGAAGUAUUAUAUUCUACCUUGAGAGCAAUUCUGACCCCAAUACUCUCCUGCUAUAUAACUGAAUAUCAAGUACUUCUUUGGAUGGUCAUCAUUUUUGAAAUCUUUUAGUGUGCUUGAAUAACUCGAUAUAAUAACUUAAUUAAUGAAAUUAUAUUGAAAGUAAAAAAUAUAUCAGACAACAAGAUCUAAUUUAUUAUUAUAAAUUUUGUCUAAUAAUAAUAAUAAAAUAUAUAAUUAUGAAUUGCGGUGUUUUUUAAACCAAUGUUUUAGUUUCGUCGCGACGUCGUUAACGUCCCAACCAGAUUGUCCUCUGCCGUUUCUAAAAAUUGAUUUAUAAUUAAAAUUAUUUAAAAACCAAUACUUGUAAUUUAAAACUUACCAAUUAACAAUUGCCACAGCCUGGGCCAGUGAGUGAUGCUCUUGUAAGGCUUGUAAUCGCGCCCCACAACCACGUCUUUGAUUUGCAGGUCAAAAACGACGCUCAUCAGGCCGUUGAUAGGAUGGUUUGGGGAACCAUUUCUCAAUAAAUCAGCCUAAAGAAUAAGAAAAGUAAUUGAAAAGUUCACUUUUAUUAAAAUACUGCAGUUAAUAAUUACGUACUAGAGCGUUGAGCUCAUCGGCAUAGGCCAGAGCAUGUUCUAGCCGAUCGAGCUGCUCAAUAGUAGAGACCGGAAUAUCGGAACGUACAUCCGCAAUUCGAGCAGCAGCCGCAACGGUGAAUUCUUGGACUCCGUCUGCGAUAUCAUCGACUCUUUCGAAAAAAAAUUUUGAUAAUAAGUAAAUACAUCAAAUAAUUGCGAGCGAGAGGACUCACUGAAAAAGGGCUCGAUACCUUCGAAUAAUACUGCAGACAUCAGGUCGCUCUUCCGUCCGUUUAACAUGCACUCGAUGGAAGACGUCAGUAUUUUGUUCGCCGACGUCGUCGGGUUCACGAGAAUAAGUUCGAACAAAACGGCAGAGAAACUCGUUGACAUUUUGAAUGAUUUGUUCGAGAGAUUUGACGACCUCUGUGUCCAGCAUGGCUGCGAAAAAAUAUCUACGCUUGGUGAUUGUUAUUAUUGUGUCAGCGGGUGUCCGGAGCCGAGGUCAGUCCACGCGAGAUGCUGCGUAGAAAUGGGACUGGCGAUGAUCGAAGCCAUCAAUCAGUUCGAUAUCGAGAGGAGAGAAGGUGUCAACAUGAGAGUUGGUGUCCACACUGGGACUGUGCUCUGUAGGAUCGUUGGGACUAAGAGAUUUAAAUUUGACGUCUGGUCUAAUGACGUUACUUUGGCUAAUAAAUUGGAGAGUACGGGAAAACCUGGAAGAGUUCAUAUCAGCGAGAAGACUUUCAGUUUCUUGGGCGAUGAAUAUCUGACUGAGGAAGGUGAUAACGUCAAGGGAAUUAAGACUUACUGC
Messenger RNA from Microplitis mediator, 1706 nucleotides. Its product is annotated as adenylate cyclase type 9-like. Lineage: Eukaryota; Metazoa; Arthropoda; Insecta; Hymenoptera; Braconidae. The record is from RefSeq and is a predicted model, not a curated record. The transcript is spliced from 2 exons. The annotation marks the transcript as partial. Gene Ontology annotation, molecular function: adenylate cyclase activity. Gene Ontology annotation, biological process: intracellular signal transduction; adenylate cyclase-activating G protein-coupled receptor signaling pathway; cyclic nucleotide biosynthetic process.